AAACACAAGGCGAGUCACAGGACAUUUCCAUAAAUGUCAGUUUUGUCUAAAGCCACAAAACAAUAAAACACAUGAUAAUUGAUAACAUGAUAAUGUAGAAACUUGACAAUCGAUAAGAAAUAAUCUUUUCAGGUACUGGUUAUUUUUAUGCAGAAUUUUGUUUCUUAUCUCAACAUCCUUUCGUUCGAAAAAUAUGUUUGUUGUUUCUUCAUAAACUCAUCUGGGUAAAGACAUCUGGCUGACGAAAUUGUGUCAACGUUAAUGGUUUACUUUCGAAAUGGAGCAAAACAACCGCGACAAUAAAGACCGAAACAUUGACUGGUCAAGGUUCGGCUUGGGUACAGAAACAGCACAAAGGGUUCGUGGCAACGUCGGCGGAUUUGUGGAUUUGUCCAACGAUUACGGAGCUGGCGGUCAUCAAGCCUCGGGAGCCAACGAACUGUUUGCCGAAGAACAGGGGGAUGUACCAUGGUGGAAAUCUAACUUUUUUAUCUCACAACCUGUUUUAUUUGGCACGUGGGAUGGUGUUUUUACCUCUUGCUUAAUUAACAUCUUUGGGGUCAUUGUGUUUUUAAGAUCAGGAUGGAUUGUUGGCCAAGCUGGGAUUUUUAGUGCAGUAUUAAUUGUUUUGGCUACUGUGUUUGUUGCUUUGAUUUCUGUACUUUCGGCUGUUGGAAUAUGUGAACGCUGCCGGAUUGAAAGUGGAGGCGUCUAUUUCGUGGUGGCCCACGUCCUCGGCUCGAGAUUUGGAGGGUCUUUGGGACUGCUGUACUGUUUCGGCCAGGCCGUAGGCUGCGCUUUAAACGUCUUGGGUUUUGGGGAAUCAAUGGCCGAGCUAAUCGGAUUUGGAAAUUCGACAUGGGCUGUUAGAAUCAUUGCUGGUGCGGCUGUUUUGUUAUUAAGCGUAAUAAACGUUGCCGGCGUCAAAUGGGUAAUAAAACUCCAGUUUAUCCUCUUACUGAUUUUACUUUUGGCGGGACUUGAUUUUAUGGUUGGCAGCUUUGUUCACACUGACGUCGAAAAUGGUUUUGAGGGAUGGUUGGAAGGCAACGUGAAUAAGAACUUGUGGUCGAAAUAUGAAGACGGCUACAGUUGGUUUACCGUUUUUGGGGUGUUUUUCCCCACAAUAACGGGGAUCUUGUCUGGGAUUAACAUGAGUGGUGAUUUAAGAGCACCAUCAACCAAUAUUCCAAAUGGAACGUUAGCAGCGAUUAGCACCGGAACUUUCCUUUAUUUAGUUUUUGUCGUAUUCCUGGGUGCAACGUGUCGUAGAGACGUGUUACUCACCGAUUUUAUGAUCGCCGCCAAAGUGUCUGCCAUUCGUGUCUUAUUAUUAGCUGGACUUUACGUCUCGUCUAUGUCCAGUUGUUUAGGAGCCAUGUAUGGAACUCCACGUGUUUUACAAUCCAUAUCAUUGGAAAAUGUUAUUCCAGGAAUCAGUAUUCUAGGAAUGGGGAGAGGACCAAAUAAAGUUCCCCUAUAUUCCAUGGCUGUUGUUGCAGCUGUAACGUUGACAUUUAUUUUAGUAGGGGAAAUUAAUACGUUAGCACCAAUUGUAACAAUGCCUUAUUUAUUGACAUAUGCAUGUAUAGAUUAUUCAUAUUUUGCUUUAGCACAAACAUUUGAUAUACAACAUCAAAGAGAACAACGAUUCGAUCGUCCAAAAAUACACCAAACUUUCGUCGAGUCUAGCGACAAUGAUCUAGACAGACUUUUUCCAGAACGUACGAGGCACAAAACAUUGCGAAGUGAGUCAAAUUCUGGGUCUCCUACCACUCCCGAUGAAAACAUAGAAACAAUACCCAUUGCCCCUAAAGCGCACAUCCAUUCCAAACUUAAGAAUUGGUAUUCCAACUUGUGCAACCGUUGGUUUUCGCUAUUUGGGGCAGCUCUAAAAAUCCUGAUCAUGUUUCUGGUUAACUGGAUUUACGCCAUCGUGUGUAUUAGCGUAGUUUUCUUGGUGUGGUUGUACAUCGGUACCGCAAAUCCGGCAGUUAAACCGGGCUUAGCCUCUGAAUUUCGCUUUUUCAGAUGGUUGAAAACGGUAUUCUUCAGAUGCUUAGGGAAACGUGUGUACGAUUACGAACAAAUUGUGGUAACGCCUGUCCACCCAGGACUCGAUGUAAUGUCGUCGCAGCUUAAUGAGGAUAACGAAGACUUUUCCAACCGCCGAAGAUACCAUCAGUCGGCAACGGUGCACGGUCACAUGGUUGCGAUAGACGACUAACUGGUCUCAGGCAUUAUUUAAUUACUUACAACACUAACUGUAUAUAUUUUUUGUAAUUAUGAGAUAACAAGAUCUAUGUAAUUAUACUGACGUUUUAAAGAA
Molecule: messenger RNA, 2329 nt
Organism: Zophobas morio
Lineage: Eukaryota; Metazoa; Arthropoda; Insecta; Coleoptera; Tenebrionidae
Product: solute carrier family 12 member 8
Exons: 9
Coding region: 278-2227 (649 amino acids)
Biological process (GO): chloride transmembrane transport; cell volume homeostasis; chloride ion homeostasis
Cellular component (GO): membrane
Molecular function (GO): potassium:chloride symporter activity
Source: RefSeq, a predicted model, not a curated record